This is a messenger RNA of Elgaria multicarinata webbii, 2351 nucleotides long. RefSeq names its product phosphoglucomutase 1 (gene PGM1). The record is from RefSeq and is a predicted model, not a curated record. Gene Ontology annotation, cellular component: cytosol. The transcript has 11 exons. Gene Ontology annotation, biological process: carbohydrate metabolic process. The coding region runs from base 45 to 1733 and encodes 562 amino acids. Gene Ontology annotation, molecular function: phosphoglucomutase activity; magnesium ion binding. NCBI's taxonomy places the organism in Eukaryota, Metazoa, Chordata, Lepidosauria, Squamata, Anguidae.
AAAUACCCCCGCAAGCAGCAGUGGCAGUCGCCCCCCUCGCCACCAUGGUGAAGAUUGUGACCGUCAAAACCAAAGCCUACGCCGACCAGAAGCCCGGCACCAGCGGCCUCCGCAAGCGGGUCAAGGUGUUCCAAGACAACGCCCACUAUGCCGAGAAUUUCAUCCAGAGCAUAAUCUCCACCAUUGACCCGGCGGAGAGGCAAGGGGCCGCUUUGGUCGUGGGGGGCGAUGGCCGCUUUUACAUGAAGGAGGCCAUCCAGCUCAUCCUCCGCAUCGCUGCCGCCAACGGAAUUGGCCGUUUAGUAAUUGGGCAGAAUGGAAUUCUUUCUACCCCAGCUGUGUCUUGCAUUAUUAGAAAAAUAAAAGCGAUUGGUGGUAUCAUUUUGACUGCAAGCCACAACCCUGGUGGACCUAAUGGAGAUUUUGGCAUUAAAUUCAAUACUUCAAAUGGAGGGCCUGCUCCUGAAGGUAUUACUGAUAAAAUUUUCCAAAUUAGCAAGACUAUUGAAGAGUAUGCUAUAUGUCCAGAUCUAAAUGUAGACCUUGGUACCAUUGGGAAGCAGCAGUUUGACUUGGAGAACAAGUUUAAACCAUUUACAGUUGAAAUUGUGGACUCCGUAGAAGCUUAUGCCAACAUGUUGAGGAAUAUUUUUGACUUUAGUGCACUAAAAGAACUACUCUCGGGUCAAAACCAUCUAAAGAUCCGGAUAGAUGCUAUGCAUGGAGUUGUUGGCCCUUAUGUAAAAAAGAUCCUCUGUGAAGAACUUGGAGCACCGGCAAAUUCUGCUGUGAACUGCAUACCUCUUGAGGACUUUGGUGGCCACCAUCCUGAUCCAAACUUAACCUAUGCUGCUGAUCUGGUCCAGACCAUGAAGACAGGAGAGUAUGAUUUUGGAGCAGCCUUUGAUGGAGAUGGGGAUCGCAACAUGAUACUUGGAAAACAUGGAUUCUUUGUUAAUCCCUCAGACUCUGUAGCUGGUAUUGCCGCCAAUAUUUUUAGUAUUCCUUACUUUCAACAAACAGGAGUUCGAGGGUUUGCCCGAAGCAUGCCUACGAGUGGAGCAAUUGACAGGGUGGCCAAAGCUACAAAGAUUGCUCUGUAUGAAACCCCAACAGGUUGGAAGUUCUUUGGAAAUUUGAUGGAUGCAAGCAAGCUGUCACUGUGUGGAGAGGAGAGUUUUGGUACUGGAUCUGAUCAUAUCCGUGAAAAAGAUGGACUCUGGGCUGUCUUGGCGUGGCUGUCUAUCAUUGCUGUCCGCAAACAGAGUGUGGAGGAGAUCCUGAAAGAUCACUGGCAGAAAUAUGGGCGGAACUUCUUCACAAGAUAUGACUAUGAAGAGGUGGAUGCUGAUGGCGCCAACAAGAUGAUGAAGGAUCUAGAGACACUCUUCUUUGACCGUUCCUUUGUGGGGAAGCAGCUAUCAGCGGGUGACAAAUCAUACACUGUGGAGAAAGCUGAUAAUUUUGAGUACAGUGAUCCUGUGGAUGGGAGCAUCUCAAGAAACCAGGGUCUGAGGCUCAUCUUUGCUGAUGGUUCUCGCAUCAUCUUCAGACUGAGUGGUACAGGAAGUGCUGGAGCAACUGUGAGACUGUAUAUUGAUAGCUAUGAAAAAGAUGCGCCAAAAAUCUAUGAAGAUCCACAGGUCAUGUUGGCUCCUCUCAUCUCCAUUGCACUGAAGCUUUCACAGCUUCAUGAGAGAACUGGCCGCACUGGUCCCACCGUCAUCACAUAAAUGUAAAACUUGAAGCCAUUGGAAUAGACGCCGCGGAGUGAUUGGCCGCUGUCAAUUGGAAUCAGCUAUUCUUCUUUCCUGUUAUCAAAUGUAGUCCCCAAAAUGCUAACACUCUUUCAAAAGCACUAUAAAGUAAAAAAAGGAUAGAUGUGAUAUUUUUAAGAGUUUACACUAUGUGUAUACGGAUAUGCAUUGCCUUUUUAAUGUCAUCUGUUACCUUCCUAAUUUGUGUGUACUUAUUUAGUACAGUAUAUGCUGCCUUUCAGUUUAGCAGGAAUUUGAAGGACGGCUGUGUAAAAACAAUAGGAGUAAAUCCUGAUAUAAUGCUACUCUUUCUUGGGAGUUCCUCUGAAUUGCCUCUGCACAAAAAGUGUUUUAGGUUUUUUGGCAAUGUGUAAGACUUCCUUUUAAGUUUUGUGCCACAAUAUGUACAAUCACUGUGAUUUUUUGUGUCUCUCUGAUCCCCGUGGGCUAUCGCCUUUAAAACAACUACAACAACAAACUAUCAACUGAGCUCUGUGCCAUAAUCUGCUGUACGAAGCCUCCACUGCUACUCCCGCACAGAGUUCACCAUAAAAACAAGCAUUACAAGAUAUUAAAAUGAAAUGAAGCACUAUC